This is a messenger RNA of Cryphonectria parasitica EP155, 2790 nucleotides long. RefSeq lists its product as uncharacterized. Gene Ontology annotation, cellular component: nucleus; HULC complex. Gene Ontology annotation, molecular function: ubiquitin protein ligase activity. Bases 1 to 2133 code for a protein of 710 amino acids. The transcript has 5 exons. The record is from RefSeq and is a predicted model, not a curated record. Lineage: Eukaryota; Fungi; Ascomycota; Sordariomycetes; Diaporthales; Cryphonectriaceae.
AUGGAGGACAGGAAGAGACCGAUCAGCAGCGCUGAGGACUUGGCACCCCCAAGCAAGCGACAACAGGUCAAUGGAAGCAGCAAGUCGCGUGACGAUGCUGGCGACGAGGCCUGGAUCGAGAGCUAUCAAAAAGAUGCGAUCUACCGCCAGAUGCUCGAGUACAAGAGAGAGAAGACGCGUUUGGAAUCCCGCCUUGAAGACCUGAGCAAACAGUACGAAUACUAUGAUGACCACCUAAGAAUCAUUGAUGCUUGGUGGUUGCAGCUCCUGCAAGAAGUCCAGCUUUCAGCAGAAGGUAUCAUAACUGAUGACAAUGGAGAUGUCAAACCUUCAACAGGUCUUGGGUUUCAAGACAGCCCGUCUUUUAAGAGUCAUCUGUCAGGGAAAGCAAGUAGCAUCAAAACAGCUCUCGAUUCCCUGUUCCGGCGUCUAGCUGCCAACAAAGGCGACGUAAAGCCAGAUAUUGCCGACCUCGAAUCAAAAGUAAAGACGCUGUUGGCAAAGCAGAAGGAGGACAAAGUCCAGCUGGAGGGCCUCAUACAAAAGAAGGAUGAGUUGUCUGCAAGUUUGGACGCGGCCAUGCUGCGCGCCGUCAAAGCCGAGAAGAAACUCGACAGGGCGAAGAGCGCCCAGGUCCAGAAGAUGGAGCAGCAGGCUAUAGGUCAGGCGCUCAGCCGUCCGUCCCCAGCUGCAGAAGAGAAGAACGGAACCGGCCCCAGCCCGACCACAGGCAACGACGAAGCACUGCAGCUCAAAUAUGAGGAGGCGACGGCUGGAGAGACCAAACUAAAGGCCCAGCUGGACGCGGCAAUGUCGGAGAUCAAGACCCUGAAGGAGGAGAACUCUACCCUCCAAAUGCGCAAAGAAGGCACCACGGACGAGGACUUUGUGCGCACGGAUGUCUUCAAAGCCUUCAAGGGUCAGAAUGAGGACCUUAUCAGAAGGGUCAAUGAUCUAGAGGUCAUUAAUAAGCAACUACGACACGAGGCUGAGAAGCUACAGGCUGAGCGGUCGUCCUUCCGAACCCAACUGGAGCGCGAGGCACAAGCCGUCACUGCAGAUCUUGAGGAUCAGAUAUUGUCAAGGGAUCAGGAUCUAACCCGGAUUCGUUCGGCCAGGGACGAGCUACUCGCGGAGCUAGGUGUACGGAAGAACGCGCAGGAUCAAGAGCGCACGUCUAUUGAGAACAUGAAGGAGCUGGUCGGUGCUAAAGAGGAUCGGAUCUCGGCUCUGGAAAUGGAACUCGAACGACUGCGCCCGGAUGCAAACGCCAUGCUGUCCGAAAACGACCCCGAUCUGGAGGCGCUCGGGCCCGAGGAGCUGCGUCAGCAAUACACCAAGCUGAAGAGGGAGCUCGAAGCGCUCGCGCAAGAGCUGCCGGCCAUUGAAAAGGCCUACAAGCGUUCCAUGACGCUCUCACAAAAGAAGGUCAUGGAUCAGGUGGCGGCGGAAGAACGGAUGUCGAUACUGAUCCAAGAGAAGAGCAAGGCUGACCAGAAAUACUUUGCUGCGCGGAAAGAUGCCGACAUUCGCAACAACGAGAUCAAGACUCUUCGGCAACAAAAUGGCAAGAGCUCGGAGAUCAUUGCGGCGUUGAAGGACCACGAUUCGCAGGCUCGCACGCUCAACAGCAACCUGGAAAAACAGCUUACGGACCUGAAGCAAUCUAAUCUUGCCAUUCUGGAGGAGAACCGGACACUCAAAUCGUCAACGGCUGAUGCGGUCCGUCGGGCCGAUCAGGUCAAGACACAGAUUUCCGAGCUUCAAAAUCUGGUCAAGUCCAAGGAUGCAAUAGCGAUCAGCGUCAAAGAGCAGGCCAAUAUCUACCAAGUCGAGGUCGAGAAGCUGAAGAAGCGGGUCGAUAGUGCUCAUAAGGAGCGCGACACCUGGAAGAAGAAGAGUCUGAGCAACAUUUCUCCAGGCGAAGAGCUGCUGAAUAAUAUUCUUUGGUGUAAUGUCUGCCGCAAAGACCGCAACGACAGGGUAAUCACGACAUGUGGUCACAUCCUCUGUAAGAACUGUGCAGAGGAUCGGAUCAUCAACCGCAUGCGAGGCUGUCCCAUCUGCACCACGAGAUACGACAAGAAUAAUAUCGUGCCGAUAUACUUGACAUCAGCAGAUGAGGAGACUUGAGAGAUUCCCAUCCACCGAGACGAUGGAUGUAUUCUCAGACGUUCUUCUGGAUCUGUCGACGACGACGGUCGAGUCCAGCGCAGGAUUUCCAACUUGGGUGUUAUUGAGGAAAUUCUCUUCGUUGUUUUAGUACGGAUGUCGCAGCUGCAGAUUUUUCGACUCAACCUAGCAAAGGGCCCGAGUAGAAGGGGCGGGGUUCUGUGUAUUUUUUUUUUUGCCAGUCUCGGACCCAAGCCGUACAUACCAAUGCUUGAGACAGCACGUCAGAAAGCAGGAAAGGAAGGGCGGGUCAUCUGAAUUGAGUGGCGCGCGUGGCAGAGUUGUGUGCAUGUACAUUGAAACUGUUUGACUUAGGAAAGAAACGUACCCACGGCACGGUAUAGGCGGCAUCGUCAUGAUCAGGCGGGCCGGGCAGGCAGGCAGGCGUCUAUGAGAGUGGAAGCUUGAUUACUUGAAGGGCUGUUUCAGGAUGGCUCUAGGCAUGCAGAUGGAUAUCGGCCAAGAUCAAAUGAAGCUUUUCUUUUUUUUCUGAAGAGGGAAAAGUAGAAGAAGGAAGGCUGUUGUCUUCAGAACAAUGCCUGUCCCAGAGCAAAGCGUAACAGUACAAGUACAUUGUGUAGAAGCGUAGUUAGUAUAGAUGUACAGCAGCGCUCUUCC